GACCAAAAUAUGCCUCCAUAUUAGAUAGAUUUAUGUUCUGAAAUAUAUAUUGUAUGUAGCAAAAACAAAGUUGAAAAAUUUAAUGACAGUUUAAGUUGCUUUAGCCAAUAUAUUAAACUGUUGUACCGAGAUUGUUAAACAACUGCUCUCUCAAAGCUAAGAUUGAAGUUCUUUCAUGAGGUCUCAUCAUGCUGGUGAAGGUGAAUUAUCUUCUUCAGGUGAAGAAAUACAUCAAAUUGCAAGAUAGGUUCACAUUUGAGGAGUUUCUAAACGAAGUAAAAAAAAAAUUUGGGCUUACAGCAAAUGAUGCACUUCAAGUCUUUGAUGAGACAAAUACUAAUGUGGAGGAAGAUAUUUUUCAAGAGUUGGUUCAGAGCAACCCACAGAUAUGCUUCACAGUAAAAUGUCCUCCACAAGGACUUUUUUCUGAUCUGGAUGUUUCUGGUGCUACCUCAACACCAAGUACAUGCACUGAUACACUUUCAAACUCCAGUGAUGUAGAAGGGUUGGAGAGAACUAAACUGAACCUGUCUGCAAGCUCAAACUUUAAUAAUGGCAGAGAAAUCACAAGUGCUGAAAAGGCAAAACAGAUUGUUCAAAAUGCCCUGAAAGAGAAACCUGGUGGUUUGGAUGUUCUUGAAGAAUAUGAGCUAACUAAAACACUGAAGCACAGCACGAGACGACAGCUUGUUAAUGUUCUUGUUAGCCAUAUGACAGAGGUUCAUGGGAGGAUUCCCACACUUAAACAGAGAGAGACGUAUGCCUUGGGCAUUGUUUCUCUUUUCCCUGCUCUAAGAGACCCAUAUUCAUCGAAGGGCUAUGAACAUUUUUAUGAUCCCGAGAAGGGAACAGGAUUUAUUUCUUGGCGGCUUAAAACUCUGUCAAGGAAGAAUCCAAAACGUGUUUACUUGAUGUCUCAUGAGACUGGUGGACCAAGUCGUCGAAGAAAAAUAGAGGACACUGAACAACUUGAUGGAGAUGCAUGCAGAGAAGCCAUUUCACUCCUUCUCCACACCGCUGAUGAGACUGAAGUUAGGCAAAAGAUGAAGCAAACCUUUAAGCAUCGGCAAGAGCUCGUUCAUAACCCGGAAAGGUCAACUGACAUCUUAAAAAUCUUUCCAAGAUUUUUAGAAGUAAAAGGGUUGGUAAAUCAAGACUUUAUUUUGCUGUUUAAUGCUGAAACAUCUGCAAAAUUGCUUGAGCAGUGGGAGAUGGCAUUCAAGCCAAAAGUCAUUGAAGAAGCAAAGUCUCUCACUUUGACAGCAGAACUUCAAAGUCACAUCAGUGCAGCAGAGAAACAACAGUCUGAACACGAAUGGGACAGUGACAUUUCCUCUUUCUUGUUGCUGUUGCAUUUGCUACCACCUUCUGCAGGGAGAAAGAAAGUUAAAAUCAGUCCCACUGAUGCUGUUGACAGGCUUGUACAUUUUCAUAAGUCCUGUACCAGCAUUGAAGAACAUCUCAGGGUGAGAGAAGGCCACCAACCAUACCUACUUGCAGUAGGACGAACCAAGAAGAGGAUUGACAAUUUUGAUGUCGUUGUUGACAAGCAGCUCAUCCCCUGUGCAAGAGCCACCUCCCUUAGUGCCAUAGAUGAACUUUUCAAAGUUCAUUACAUCUUUAAUCUAACCUAUGAGGAAUCCCUGGCAAAUGUCUACACCUUUCUACAGACAACAGUCUACAACAUUGACGUUGGUCUAACAAGCGAGUCACCAAGAGUAAGAGAACUACGUGUGAAAUUGUUAAACGAUGUUUAAAUGUUUUUGCUGUGAGAGUUUGUAUGCAAAUAGCCAGCAGCUGAUAUCUUACUUGCAAGUUACACACAGUUUCUAUCCUUCAUUGAAGUUCAGGAUGAUUUGUAUGCAAGGCGAUUGUAGGCGCCGGUUUUGUACUUUUUCAGGGUUUAGGAAACAUUUAAACAGUGUUCAUUUUGAGGAUAAUGGUUUGCAUUAUGUAGAACCACAGUCAUCCCAAGAUGUUGAUAGUAAUCAGUUAGGUUCUAUACAGACAGGCGUUGGUGAUUCCCGAGGUGCCUCUUAUUUUGAGAACAAUGGUGACAGUGAUACCCAAGGUUUUCCCACAGAUUGUCUGGACAACAAUGAUGACUGCCUUUCUGAAAGAGAUACAAAGGCUAUGUGUGCUUCAAUUUUGGCCAAAUUACAAUGCAGCGGCGUGGCAAACAGUUUAAUUUCAGCACUUGUCUCAGAUCUUGAAGAGCUUACUUCUGAAGUUCACACACAAACUCAACACAAACUAUUGUCAUCUAUUCCUCUUGAUAAUCCAGUCAGGUUAGCAGUCAAGAGUAGUUUUACACAUUUUGAAAACCCAUUUGUUUGCUUUAACACAGAAAGCAAAAGAACCAAUUAUUUCAUUGAUAAAUGGAGUGUAGUUGAGCCAGUUGAAAUUGGACUUGGCAUGAGGUAUGAUGUGAGACGCAAUAAAAAAACAGGCUGUUAUGAUCAGGUCCCAGUAAAAGAUACCUUUGUUUAUGUACCAAUAUUAGAAACUUUAAAAUUUAUGUGUCAAAAUUCAGAUGUAUGUAGAUUGAUUAGGGAAUCUUCAGAAAGGCAGCGAUCAAAUGAUUAUAAGGACUUUUGUGAUGGAAGUUACUUCAAGGCUCAUC
Molecule: messenger RNA, 2623 nt
Organism: Polypterus senegalus (gray bichir)
Lineage: Eukaryota; Metazoa; Chordata; Cladistia; Polypteriformes; Polypteridae
Exons: 9
Coding region: 189-1757 (522 amino acids)
Source: RefSeq, a predicted model, not a curated record